Messenger RNA from Melanaphis sacchari, 2596 nucleotides. Its product is annotated as probable basic-leucine zipper transcription factor Q. NCBI's taxonomy places the organism in Eukaryota, Metazoa, Arthropoda, Insecta, Hemiptera, Aphididae. The coding region runs from base 447 to 2369 and encodes 640 amino acids. The transcript is spliced from 8 exons. Gene Ontology annotation, molecular function: RNA polymerase II cis-regulatory region sequence-specific DNA binding; DNA-binding transcription factor activity, RNA polymerase II-specific; zinc ion binding. The record is from RefSeq and is a predicted model, not a curated record. Gene Ontology annotation, biological process: negative regulation of transcription by RNA polymerase II; positive regulation of transcription by RNA polymerase II; cell fate commitment.
CGUUUUUAUCUCAUCGGGUUUCGAGAUAAAAAGAUGCACUCGACGUGGCGGCACACAGGCCAAAAUACCAGUCUCACGCUAGUCGCUCGGUCUGGUAGUGUCCCUAGACCCGAUAUGUAGUCCGAUAGUCUGUUUGCGUUUGUGUGCGCCGCGUGUGUGUUGUGUCAUGUGUGUGUGUGUGUGUGUGUGUGUGUGAGUGAGAAUGAGUGUCAUGUGCGCGCGCGCGCAUAACGUGUAAUUUUUGUCGUCUAUUCUAAAGUUUGUGUAGAGAAUAUAAAUAUUGUAUUUUUAAUUUUUAUAAAUAAUAACAUAAUAUUAUGUGCGUACGUUUUUUGUUGUCGAUGACGUAAAAAUAUCGUGUUUGAUCGGUCUGGCCGUCCGGAAGUCGCGGUCGACACCGCGGCUUCACUCUUCACUUCUUUUGAGUUUGACCCACAGGCACGAUAAUGACCGUUGUUUGUUCCUCUCUAACGUCCUGGACACAAUGUCGUUCGACUUCAAAAGGCAUGGAGGGCGACGAGACUUCCAGGGGGGUGAUAAGACCCGCCCCAGCACAUAUCAGGACUAUUACGACGUCGGGUCACAUAACCACCGUGCCUAACGUCGAAGGGCAGACCAGGAACGAGAGCAAUACGGCAGACGCAAUGUCGCAGUUGAAAAUGCAACAACAGAGAGACUUUGGACAUAACGGAUUAUCUAGAAACUGUACUCCCGAUAAUACGACGGAAUGCGUUUCGACGGAGGUACUUAUAGACGGAUUUAAUGAAAACGGCACGCCCGCCGCACACACGCCCGAAGAGGCCGCGUCACCGAAUGAGUAUCAAAAGGACCAUAGUCCGCCCGCAGAAGCCAUCCGACUCCGGAGAAACGUGGAUGGUACCGAAGUGAAUUUGCAAAUACCGAUGGAAAAGUUGCCCACGUUUCAUGGGUACGUCGCUACCACCGAAUUUCCAAAUCAUAAUCAGAGAUAUCAGCGAAUCAGAUAUUUGGAGUACCGAGGACAGUCACCUGAGGAUGGCAGUGGUGGUGGAGGUGGUUUUGAACAACCUCUGAUCAAGUACGAACAUCAUCAACAACAGCAGCAGCAGAGUAAAAUGGAUCCGAAUUCCAGUUAUGUAACAUUAGAAUCGGUGACGGACGUCUAUCAACAGCAGCAACAACAACAGCAACAGCAACAGCAGCAACAACAACAACAACAACAGCAACAGCAACAACAGCAACAGCAACAACAGAAUUACCAACAACAGAACUCGUAUCAGACGUAUCAAACGUACGACACCGAACAACCAGUGAAUGACAUAUUCAACAUAUAUGACAAGGAAAGCCACGGUGGUGGUGGAGAUUACGGCGUAAAAUCCGGUCACCAGAAAGGUGGUUACGUUCAACAGACCUUGAUGCAGCAACAACAGCAGCAGCAACCCGAGUAUCAAAACGACGUCAACGGCAGUGGCGGUGGCGGAGGUGGUGGUGAGGGACAACCGGAUUUUUGGGGAUCCCAUGAUCAACAGGUGGCAGACUUUACAACGGCGGCAAACGAAAGUUUAGCAGCGGCAAACGCACUGCAAAUUCAAGAAGUCGGCUUAGGACCGCCGGAUGGAAGCAUACAGGUGACUCAGCAGUACGCCAUUUUCCAGACCGGUAACCCCGGACCGUCAUGGAUCGACGAACACUAUGAUCAAAACGGCAUCCUGAAUGUGGACAUGAAGGAAUGCGUGAAUUGUGCAGCUAACGUGACGCCCCUGUGGCGCAGGGACGGCACGGGUCAUCAUCUAUGCAACGCGUGCGGCUUGUACAACAGGAUCAACGGAGUGAAUCGGCCGCCGGUCAGGUCCGCGCAAAAGAAAACUACCCAACAAACAGGAAACAAACGUUCCGGAGUGGCUUGUGCUAACUGCUCGACAAAUACGACGACUCUGUGGAGACGAAACAACAACGGAGAACCAGUGUGUAAUGCUUGUGGUCUCUAUUUUAAAUUGCACAACGUCAAUAGGCCGUUGACGAUGAAGAAAGACGGCAUACAAACGAGAAAGAGGAAACCAAAAAACCCGUCCAUCGGAGGUUUCAGCCAAAACUCGUCGUCUAAAGAGAAAGGAGAAGUGACAAAGCUUCUACUUCCUCACUUGUUUACUAAUUCUUCAGAUAAUAAACAUCAACAUGGACAUCUUGGUUAUGAUCAAGCAGUGAUGACAUCACAAGAACACUUUUUGCCUCACAGCUCUCAAAUUCACAUCCCUUCAUUACCCCCACCGCCAACAAACCUUAACCGCCAUACAUCUAAUAAUGGGCAAUCAAUGGAACAAUUGGGCUCUAGAGACAUGUUGACCAGUGUGAUCACUUCUACCGGAAAUCAAAAUGUAAGAGAUGAUUAAUUGUCAAUCGGUAUACAUUUUAAAAUCAAUGGAAUACUUUUUUGAAUAAUUUUGUUCAAUUUAAUUGUACCGUAUUGAAUAUUUGUUCACUUGCAAAUUUAUAUAUUAAAAAUAUGGCAUGUAAACAUAGUUUGUUAAAACAAUGUGAUCAUGCACUGUAAAGUGAUAAUAGAUGAUAAUUAUAUAUUAUUUAUUUAUAGUUUUACAAGGUUUAGUGAUGAAAAAAA